Hyla sarda is the source of this 2112-nucleotide messenger RNA. Its product is annotated as DNA-directed RNA polymerase II subunit RPB1-like. Bases 884 to 1627 code for a protein of 247 amino acids. The transcript has 2 exons. The record is from RefSeq and is a predicted model, not a curated record. NCBI's taxonomy places the organism in Eukaryota, Metazoa, Chordata, Amphibia, Anura, Hylidae.
UCCUCCUCCUCCAGACUCCUCUGUCCUCCUCCUCCCACCAGACUCCUCUGUCCUCUCCUCCUCCCACCAGACUCCUCUGUCCUCUCCUCCUCCUCCAGACUCCUCUGUCCUCUCCUCCUCCUCCAGACUCCUCUGUCCUCUCCUCCUCCUCCAGACUCCUCUGUCCUCUCCUCCUCCCACCAGACUCCUCUGUCCUCUCCUCCUCCCACCAGACUCCUCUGUCCUCUCCUCCUCCUCCAGACUCCUCUGUCCUCUCCUCCUCCUCCAGACUCCUCUGUCCUCUCCUCCUACUCCAGACUCCUCUGUCCUCUCCUCCUCCUCCAGACUCAUCUGUCCUCUCCUUCUCCUCCAGACUCCUCUGUCCUCUCCUCCUCCUCCAGACUCCUCUGUCCUCUCCUCCUCCUCCAGACUCCUCUGUCCUCUCCUCCUCCCUCCAAACUCCUCUGUCCUCUCCUCCUCCCACCAGACUCCUUUGUCUCCUCCUCCCACCAGACACCUCUGUCUCCUCCUUCCUCCAAACUCCUGUGUCCUCUCCUCCUCCCUCCAGACUCCUGUCUCCUCCUCCCUCCAGACUCCUGUCUCCUCCUCCCUCAAGAAUCCUCUGUCCUCUCCUCCUCCUCCUCCAGAUUCCUUCUCUUACUCCAGACUUCUCUGUCCUCCGCCUCCCGACCCCUCCGCCUCCUUAUACUCCAGACUUCUCUGUCCUCUCCUCCUCCUCCAGAUUCCUCUUACUCCAGACUUCUCUGUCCUCCUCCCGACCCCUCCUCCUCCUUAUACUCCAGACUUCUCUGUCCUCCUCCUCCUUAUACUCCAGACUUCUCUGUCCCCACCUCAAGCAUCAUACAUUGGGCCCCGCUGUCUUCUUGUGGGGCAGGUGCCAUAUAUGGAGUCCUGCUAUCUACGUGUGGUGGGGAAACGCGUCAUACAAUGGGCCUCACUGUCAUGGGCCCCGCAGUACACGUGUGAGGGAGACAUCAUCACACCAUGGGCCCCGCAGUACACGUGUGAGGGAGACAUCAUCACACCAUGGGCCCCGCAGUACACAUGUGGGGGAGACAUAAUCACACCAUGGGCCCCACAGUACACGUGUGGAGGAGACCUCAUCACACCAUGGGCCCCGCAGUACACGUGUGAGGGAGACAUCAUCACACCAUGGGCCCCGCAGUACACGUGUGAGGGAGACAUUAUCACACCAUGGGCCCCGCAGUACACGUGUGAGGGAGACAUCAUCACACCAUGGGCCCCGCAGUACACGUGUGAGGGAGACCUCAUCACACCAUGGGCCCCGCAGUACACGUGUGAGGGAGACCUCAUCACACCAUGGGCCCCGCAGUACACGUGUGGAGGAGACAUCAUCACACCAUGGGCCCCGCAGUACACGUGUGAGGGAGACAUCAUCACACCAUGGGCCCCGCAGUACACGUGUGAGGGAGACAUCAUCACACCAUGGGCCCCGCAGUACACGUGUGAGGGAGACAUCAUCACACCAUGGGCCCCGCGGUACACGUGUGAGGGAGACCUCAUCACACCAUGGGCCCCGCAGUACACGUGUGAGGGAGACAUCAUCACACCAUGGGCCCCGCAGUACACGUGUGGGGGAGACAUCAUCACACCAUGGGCCCCGUAGUACACGUGUGGAGGAGACAUCAUCACACCAUGGGCCCCGCAGUACACGUGUGAGGGAGACAUCAUCACACCAUGGGCCCCGCAGUACACGUGUGAGGGAGACAUCAUCACACCAUGGGCCCCGCAGUACACGUGUGAGGGAGACAUCAUCACACCAUGGGCCCCGCAGUACACGUGUGGGGGAGACAUCAUCACACCAUGGGCCCCGCAGUACACGUGUGAGGGAGACCUCAUCACACCAUGGGCCCCGCAGUACAUGUGUCAGGGAGACAUCAUCACACCAUGGGCCCCGCAGUACACGUGUGAGGGAGACAUCAUCACACCAUGGGCCCCGCAGUACACGUGUGAGGGAGACAUCAUCACACCAUGGGCUCCGCGGUACACGUGUGAGGGAGACAUCAUCACACCAUUGACCCCGCAGUACACGUGUGAGGGAGACAUCAUCACACCAUGGGCCCCGCAGUACACGUGUGGGGGAGACAUCAU